AUUUCAAUGGAAUAGUGCAAUGUAGUGGCCAGUAGUUUCAAUGGUAAGAUACCGUUGGCCGCCGGCGACCACUCCCACCUUUUAGGUACUGCUCAUUUUACCCGCUGAUUGGCCUUUGGAAACACCCACUACCGGGUUUAAGGCCGAUAGUAACGCCUCUCCGCCGACAUCUCGCGCGAUAUCAUUGGAUGCGCACGAGCUCAAUUUGCAUACGCUACCGGAUUGGCCAAAACGAACGUCCGUCAUUAGGUAUCUGUACUCACAGCAGUUCACAUAGAGCGUGCUGGUGUGUCAUCGUGGUGCAGAGAGGCAGCGAUACGCGGUGAGUAAUGCCGGCCUUGUUGCUUGAUGUCAGGACGGCUAUAGAGAGGAUGAAGGCGGACGCGGAUUCCCUCUGACCGUGGCAUCCUACAUUCAUUGACUAAAGUCUGCCCAUUGUCAACAUGGCAGAGCAAUGGACCGCAGUGCCCACUUCUAAUAUGGCGGCGCUGAACCGGGCUAGAUCAUUGACUGUUAUAUUCUUAAUUGUCAGCAGUUGUCUGAUCAGUAGCGUUGAUGGCAAAGACGCGCCAGAAGAGACUGUCAUCAUUGGCCUCCGGCUCGAGGACACCGACGAGGUGUCGUUUAUGGACGGAGGCAUUUUGCGCGUCAGCGAGAGAUCUCGUGUCAGGUUAAGGGUCUAUGGGCAAAACAUAAACAACGAGACGUGGUCCAAACUCGCCUUCACGGAACACAGCAGCAGCAGCGCACCUGCGGAGAGCCAGAGCCCCGGAGACGCACCUGCCUCGCAUCCCUGCGGCAUCCGAUCCUCCGAUAUCAUCAUCCUUCCUAACGUUGAGGUAAACAGAAAGACGUCUGGUAUUAUUGAAUUAGAGGUGAAGCCUCUGCGAAAAACAGAGAAGAGUAAAUUGUAUUACCUGUGCAUCGCCACCACAACACCUGGCGCUCAGGACUCGUGGUCCGAGAACACCUGGAUCUAUCACGACGGGCAUGACACGAAAGUGCUCGUGGUGGAGGAGAAAAAGUUCCUGCUGCCUUUCUGGCUGCAGGUUAUUUUUAUUGCCAUGUUGUUGUGUUUGUCCGGCAUGUUCAGCGGGCUGAAUCUGGGACUGAUGGCGCUGGAUCCCAUGGAGCUCCGGAUUGUCCAAAACUGCGGGACUGAGAAGGAGAAGAAUUACGCGAAGAAAAUCGAGCCAGUCCGAAGCCAAGGAAACUACCUUCUGUGCUCUUUGCUCUUAGGAAAUGUUCUGGUCAAUACCACUUUGACCAUUCUGCUCGAUGACAUCGCAGGAUCGGGGCUGAUCGCUGUGGUGGUGUCCACUAUAGGUAUCGUUAUAUUCGGAGAAAUAGUGCCACAAGCCAUCUGCUCCAGGCAUGGGCUCGCCGUGGGCGCAAACACAAUAUUCCUGACUAAAUUUUUCAUGAUCCUCACUUUCCCUGCAUCCUAUCCCGUCAGUAAACUCCUGGACCACGUGCUGGGGCAGGAGAUUGGCACUGUGUACAACAGGGAAAAGCUGCUGGAGAUGCUCAGGGUGACCGAUCCGUAUAACGACCUGGUGAAAGAGGAGCUCAACAUCAUCCAGGGUGCUUUGGAGCUCAGGACUAAAACCGUGGAGGAUGUCAUGACGCCUUUGCGAGACUGCUUCAUGAUUGCGGGUGAUGCCAUCCUGGACUUCAACACCAUGUCUGAGAUCAUGGAGAGUGGCUACACGCGCAUACCUGUAUAUGAGGGCGAGAGGUGUCAUAUCGUGGACCUGCUGUUUGUCAAGGACCUGGCCUUUGUGGAUCCAGAUGACUGCACGCCUUUGAAAACCAUCACCAAGUUCUACAGCCACCCUCUGCAUUUUGUCUUCAAUGAUACAAAGCUGGAUGCCAUGCUCGAGGAGUUUAAAAAAGGUAAAUCCCAUCUGGCCAUUGUCCAAAGAGUGAAUAAUGAAGGAGAGGGUGACCCAUUCUAUGAAGUUCUGGGCAUCGUCACGCUAGAGGACGUCAUUGAGGAAAUUAUCAAAUCUGAGAUUCUUGAUGAGACAGACUUAUACACUGACAACAAGACGAAAAAGAAGAUAGCUCACAGGGAUAAGAAACAGGAUUUCUCUGCUUUCAAACCCACAGAUAACGAGUUGAGGGUGAAAAUAUCUCCGCAGCUUCUUUUGGCUACACUGCGUUUCCUGGCAACUGAGGUGGAGUCCUUUAGUGCAGCUCAAAUGUCAGAGAAAAUCCUCCUGCGCUUGCUGAAACAUCCUAACGUCAUCCAGGAGCUCAAAUAUGAUGACAAGAACAAGAAAAUGUCAGAGCACUACCUCUUUCACCGCAACAAGCCUGUGGACUACUUCAUCCUCAUCUUGCAGGGGAAGGUGGAGGUUGAGGCUGGAAAGGAGGGGAUGAAGUUUGAAGCUGGCGCCUUCUCGUAUUAUGGAGUGCUGGCUCUAACCUCCUCACCAGUUCCUCUCUCCUUGUCUCGAACCUUCGUGGUGAGCAGGGCAGAAUCGCUGGCAGGAUCUCCAGAAAAUAAGUCACCUCCACGACCGUUCGGACUCAACCACUCAGACUCCCUGAACAGGAGUGACCGGAUGGAGGCGGUCACUCCCACACUGGGCAGCAGCAACAACCAGCUCAACUCCUUCCUGCAGGUCUAUGUGCCGGACUAUUCUGUGAGAGCUGCCUCUGACCUGCUUUACAUCAAGGUGACCCGCCAGCAAUAUCAGAACGCCCUGAUGGCGUCUCGCAUGGACAAGACGCCUCAGUCCACGGACAGCGAGUUCACCAAGAUCGAGUUGACCUUCACCGAGCAUCAGGAUGGACCACUGGACGAGUCGGCCACUCUUUUGACCACCAACGCACAUAAACCCAACCACACUGCCCACAACGACGGGGCUAUUUAACCACCCUCAGCGGAGAGAGAUGGCGUGAGAGCACUCGGCUCCAUUAGCCUUUCCCGAGAGGCCUUCUCCUACACUGGGCAGCUUCAAUUUGACAUAACGAGUCCUCUCAUCACGGUCGAUUUCAAAGGGGAACAUACGCAAAGACUACAAUGUGAAGGGCCGCAUAUCCCACACAAUGCAUGCACUAAUGACCUUAACACCUUUUGUAGGCAGCGGAUCAGUCAGGGACCACAAAAUCAUUCUCGCUUGAGGACAAACACACUUGAAAUACACACUUCACUUAGAAGGAGCAAGGUGACGACCCACACCACACCUCGACCAGACACGAUACUAGAAGGACAAAGAAAUAAUGGUGCCUUUAGACAGCGCUCGGUUACUGUCAACAAAGGAGAUCUAGAGGCCCCCGAGGGCCCGGGCAACACGGAGCUCUCCCAAAUCUUCCAUUCGACCCAGGAAGCCUGAGCAGAUGCAGCCACAGAUGAGAUAUCAGCGACCAGGAGGCUUGGAAACACUCAACGGAGAUCAAUAAC
Megalobrama amblycephala (Wuchang bream) is the source of this 3412-nucleotide messenger RNA. It is a transcript of the gene cnnm2a, whose product is annotated as cyclin and CBS domain divalent metal cation transport mediator 2a. The record is from RefSeq and is a predicted model, not a curated record. The coding region runs from base 444 to 2882 and encodes 812 amino acids. Gene Ontology annotation, molecular function: magnesium ion transmembrane transporter activity. The transcript is spliced from 8 exons. Lineage: Eukaryota; Metazoa; Chordata; Actinopteri; Cypriniformes; Xenocyprididae. Gene Ontology annotation, cellular component: plasma membrane. Gene Ontology annotation, biological process: transport; magnesium ion homeostasis.